AUGAGUACAACAGCCAGCUCACGAUCGCAACAAAAAGAUACUAAUGGUAAUCAAUAUGCAAGUUCAGAAGCAACAUCAAGUUUUGUUGGCUUUGCUAAUUUACCAAAUCAAGUUCAUCGAAAAAUAGCUAAACGUGGUUUCGAGUUUACACUAAUGGUUGUUGGUGAAAGUGGCCUUGGUAAAGCAACAUUAAUCAAUAGUUUAUUCUUAACCGAUCUUUAUCCAGAACGUCAUAUACCUACUGCUCAAGAAAAAAUUCAUCAAGGAGUCAAAAUUGAAGCUUCAACUGUUGAAAUCGAGGAACGUGGUGUUAAAGUACGUUUAACAGUUGUUGAUACACCUGGCUAUGGAGAUAGUAUCAAUACAACUGAUUGUUAUAAAUCUAUCAUUAACUAUAUUGAUAAUCAAUUCGAACGUUAUUUAAACGACGAAAGUGGUCUUAAUCGUCGAAAUAUAUCCGAUAAUCGUGUCCAUUGUCUUUUCUACUUUAUUUCGUCCUUUACUCGAGGACUCAAACCAUUAGAUAUUGAAUGUAUGAAACAAUUACAUCAUAAAGUUAAUAUUGUACCAAUAAUUGCAAAAGCUGAUGCACUUACACCUGAUGAACUUUCUCAGAUGAAACAAAACAUUCUUGAGCAAAUCCGCGAUCAUCAUAUUCAAAUUUAUCAAAUACCUGAGUGUGAUUCGGAUGAAGAUGAAGAAUUUAAAGAACAAAAUCGAAAAUUGAAAAAUGCUGUACCAUUUGCAGUUAUAUCAUCAGCACAAACACUUGAAGUUAAAGGAAAAAAAGUACGUGGUCGAAUGUAUCCAUGGGGUCUAGUUGAAGUAGAAAAUGCCGAUCAUUGUGACUUUAUUAAACUUCGAACAAUGCUUAUAACACAUAUGCAAGAUUUACAAGAAGUAACACAUGAAAUUCAUUAUGAGAAUUAUCGUUCAGAAAAACUUCAACCGAAGAAUAAACAAUUACGUACGAAUGAUACGGAUGUUGAUGAACAGCAGAAGAAAUUAAUCAAAGAAAAAGAUGAUGAGCUUCGACGAAUGCAAGAUAUGCUCACAAAAAUGCAAGGUCAAUUGGCUGAAAAGCAACAAUUGGCUACGCCGUAA
Rotaria socialis is the source of this 1104-nucleotide messenger RNA. The record is from the annotation of a GenBank genome assembly. Lineage: Eukaryota; Metazoa; Rotifera; Eurotatoria; Philodinida; Philodinidae.